Messenger RNA from Cariama cristata (Red-legged seriema), 1953 nucleotides. RefSeq names its product LON peptidase N-terminal domain and ring finger 3 (gene LONRF3). Lineage: Eukaryota; Metazoa; Chordata; Aves; Cariamiformes; Cariamidae. Gene Ontology annotation, molecular function: protein binding. Bases 1 to 1671 code for a protein of 556 amino acids. The transcript has 12 exons. The record is from RefSeq and is a predicted model, not a curated record.
AUGGCACGAGAAGAGCCAUAUGUAUCCUUUAAAAACUUCGAUGCUAAAAAUUUUGAAACUCCUCCCUACACUCCAAAUGACCAUUUACUAUAUAGCAACCGGUCCCAGAUUAACUCUACUUUGAAAGCUUGUGAAGAUGCAUUGCACGAUGCAGAAACAGCAUGCAGACUCCAGCCAUACUGGUUAAAAGGUCACCUGAGGAAAGGACAAGCAUUAGCUAAUCUGGGGAAAACAGAAGAAGCUUUAAGAGAGUUUCUAUUCUGCCUUGCUCUAGAUACUGGGAACAAGACGGCCAAGUCAGAGGCCCAGAAGCUUCUACUUAGUUUGUUUUCACUCAUCCCGGGAAAUGCUCAGGAACACUUACCCGAUAUCCUGCAGCUGUUGUCACAUCACUCUAGAUUAAAGGGGAAUCUCCUAAAUUCAGUGGGAUCUGGAGGCACCAGCCAUAACCUACAAAGGUUGCUCAAGGUAAAUGUGGAACAGAAAAAGGGUUUUCCCAUUCAAGAGGAACCAAAUGUAACUACUUCUGGUAGUUUGAGGAAAUCUAUACAAAUUACAGAGAGCAAAAAGGACUGCUCAGAGGAGGAGAACAAACUUGCCUCCGUGCCAGAGUCUACCUUUCUCAUUUCUGAGAAGUGCAGCCUCCUGAAAAGGAAGUGCUGCUCAGAAGAGAGGCGAAAUGCUGAGGUACCCUGCAAACUGAUGAAGAAAGAUACAGUUGAUACUAAGGGAAGUAGUACUGGACAACAUACUCCAUUUGAAUUUGUGGAUCCAUCCGAUUUGGACUGCUCCCUGUGUAUGAGGCUCUUCUAUGAACCUGUCACUACACCUUGUGGACACACCUUCUGUCUCAAAUGUCUUGAGAGAUGCCUGGAUCACAACCCAAAAUGUCCCCUGUGCAAGGAAGGGCUCUCAGAGUGCUUGGCUAUGAGGAAAUAUUGUAAAACAGUACUAAUGGAGGAGUUAAUAGCUAGAUACCUUCCAGAGGAACUCACUGAAAGAAGAAAGAUUUAUGAAGAGGAAAUAGCAGAGCUUUCCAACCUAAAUAAGAACGUUCCUAUAUUUGUCUGCACAAUGGCUUAUCCUACAGUCCCAUGCCCUUUGCACAUCUUUGAGCCAUGUUAUCGCCUGAUGAUUCGAAGAUGCAUGGAGACUGGCACCAAACAAUUUGGGAUGUGUAUCAGUGACCCUGUAAAGGGGUUUGCAGAUUAUGGCUGCAUUCUGGAGAUAAGAAAUGUUGAAUUCUUUGCUGAUGGUCGCUCUGUUGUAGACAGCAUCGGCAAGAGGAGAUUUAAGGUGAUACAGCAUAGCCAGCGUGAUGGCUAUAACACAGCGGAUAUUGAGUACAUUGAGGAUCAAAAGGUGCAAGGACAAGAGUAUGCUGCAUUACUUGUUCUCCAUGAUUCUGUCUAUGAUCAGGCAUAUAUGUGGUUUAACUCCCUCAAGCAAGCACUCAAAAGUCGGAUUCUCAGUCAUUUUGGUCCAAUGCCGGCUAAGGAUCCUGACCCACAGGCUAACCCCAAUGGGCCAGCCUGGUGCUGGUGGGUCCUAGCUGUCCUUCCACUUGAGAACAGAGCUCAGCUCCCUUUCCUUGCCAUGAAAUCCCUCAAAGACCGCUUGAAUGGCAUCAGACGUGUCCUUACAUUCAUGUCUCGUACAAGAUCACGGUGAUGGUGAGGAGAGCUGCGAAGUCUCCCACAGUACUUGACUGUAGACUGUCUCUUGUAACUUCAUCUAACUGCAAUAAUGUCUUACAGAUUUGAGUGUCAGGAUGUUUCAAGCCUGAAUUUCAAAGAAAAUGAGUUAUAAAGAGCAAGGGAUGUUUAUGGAUACUUCAAUAGUUUCCAUCUGGAACUCCAAGAUGAUUAUUCAAUCACUGCACUGCUAAAUUAAUAACAAAUGUGAUAGAACAAAAAGUGAUCUUGUUUGCCAUAAACCUUUUAAAAAGCUUAA